Messenger RNA from Epinephelus lanceolatus (giant grouper), 3738 nucleotides. RefSeq names its product protein phosphatase PTC7 homolog. Gene Ontology annotation, cellular component: mitochondrion. NCBI's taxonomy places the organism in Eukaryota, Metazoa, Chordata, Actinopteri, Perciformes, Serranidae. The record is from RefSeq and is a predicted model, not a curated record. Gene Ontology annotation, biological process: protein dephosphorylation. Gene Ontology annotation, molecular function: protein serine/threonine phosphatase activity.
CGCAGCUCUCUGUCCGGUACACAGUGGAAACAUGUCGGGAAGGAGGGAGCCCAGCGGAGGAACUGCGUUCAUGAAACCUACACCUGAGACAUAAACUGACCGUUAAUCAGUCCGGACGGACGGUGGGGUGUUAGCAACCGCCGGGGCCACGUUACUAUUUCACGGAAGCGGGCCGGUCACGAGCGAAUGGACGGAUAAAGACCAACAGCCGGGGCUCAAUCAGAAGAAGUAGCCCAGCAGGCAGGCGGCCGGGGCCGGGCAGAGAGAGAAGAAGGGACAGUGUGUGUGUGCUCGAAACAAGACUGGGUUGCUGCUUGCUAGGGGAUGUUAUCCGUACUGUCUUAUGGCAGACUGGUAGCCAGGGCUGUCCUGGGCGGACUCUCUCAGACGGACGGUCGGGACUACAGCCUGAUCACCGCCAGUUAUGGCUUCGGUAAAGACUUUCGGAAGGGGAUCCUGAAGAAAGGGAUGUGCUACGGUGAUGAUGCCUGCUUCAUUGCGCGGAACAGGAACGCAGACGUUUUGGGUGUUGCAGAUGGCGUGGGUGGUUGGCGUGACUACGGCGUCGACCCGUCUCAGUUCUCAGCCACGUUAAUGAGAACCUGCGAGCGACUGGUAAAGGAGGGACGCUUCACUCCCAGUAACCCAGUGGGUAUCCUUACAUCUGGCUACUAUGAGCUUCUACAGAACAAAGUUCCCCUGCUAGGGAGCAGCACAGCCUGUAUCGUGAUUCUGGAUCGGCGGAGUCACCGGCUACACACAUGUAACCUGGGUGACUCAGGCUUCUUGGUGGUUCGGGGAGGAGAGGUGGUUCAUCGCUCAGACGAGCAACAGCACUAUUUUAACACGCCCUUCCAGCUGUCAAUCGCUCCCCCCGGAGCUGAAGGGGUGGUGCUCAGUGACAGCCCCGAAGCAGCUGACAGCUCCUCCUUCGACGUGCAGCUCGGUGACAUCAUCCUGACGGCAACCGACGGCCUCUUUGAUAACAUGCCAGACUAUAUGAUUCUGCAGGAGCUCAAAAAACUCAAGACUACCAACUAUGACAGCGUCCUGCAGACUGCACAGAGUAUUGCAAAGCAAGCUCAUGACCUUGCCUACGACCCCAAUUACAUGUCCCCUUUUGCACAGUUUGCCUGUGACAAUGGCCUGAAUGUAAGAGGAGGGAAGCCAGAUGAUAUCACGGUGCUGCUGUCCAUUGUGGCUGAAUACACAGACUAAAAAGUGUGUCUGAGAGUGUGUGUGUGCUUCUCUGGGGCUGACCCUCCCUUCCCGUCUGCAUAAGUCUUCCACCUGCAGCCUUCCCAAAAAUGCACUGCAUCCUGUGGGCUGACAGGGGAGGCUCACCAACCACGACACACACUCCUCGCUGCGGGGCCGACGUCCACCCGUGUACAUUUUUUGUUUUCUUCCUCUGUUGUUGUUUUGGUGCUUGAACGGUUGAGGGGAAUCAGGCAGCUAGGACAUUUUCAUGUUGAUCAUGAGGCAGGAGGAGUUGAGCACGACGGGCUGAGGGAUGCUUUUCAGUCGCUUGUGUCUGAAUGUGUCGCGUCAACACUUUCUAGGUGUCUGGGAGACAGCCUGGGACAGAUCGGCUUAAAAGGGGCUUUAAAACCUGGUAGCCCUUGUGUACAAAAAAGUGAUAUAAUAAGAAGAGUAAGCCAAGCUUGGGAUUUUUGGGAGAGUAGUGAUAGAGUAUUGAACCUGGCUAGCUGUCUCUGUUGCUCCAGUUGUUAAUCUGUUCCUUGUUGUUAGUGUGUUUGAACAAAGCAAAUGUAUGGACUGAGAAAGCGGAUGUCAGUAAUGGAUGGGUGUUAUUAGAGAAUGAGAUUCAAGAAUGGGCUUUCAGUUUCUUGGGAAUGUGAACGUUGAAAGAGCGAACUGCUCCGAUCAAAGAAACCUGUAAAGGGAAACCAUAACACUUGUUAGAGCUUACACGUCAAGGCUAAUCAGUUUUCGUCACUUGGCAGGGGGGAAUCUGUCGGAGCACACAUCCCGAUAAGUUGUAAAUAUUUUUGUGUUUUUAGGGCUUCGUUCCGGCCUUUCUGUCGUCUUCGCUUCGGCUGCUGAAGCAAAGAGCUAUUUCGUUACUAUCGUGGAGGAUGUACACAUGCAUUCAUAAAUAUAUUUUCUUGUAUAGAUGUUAAUCUUGAAGUGAGCUUUAUCAAUCCCACACUUCCAGAGGCUGAAAUGAACAAGAAGAUCUUUGCUGAGAUUGAUCGCUGCAACACGUGUGGUAGGGAGGAUGUUUUAAAAAAAAAAAAAAAAAGUGUGAGUGUGUGUGGUACACGUGAGUUAUUGGGAUGUGUGGCAUACUUAAUGUUAAUAUUUGUUAUCUCACAAAGCUAAAGCUAGCAUCUGGGAAUGCUUACUAUUGCAAUGAUAGGUCAGGCGUGUGUUUAAAGGAAGAGAUGUAUUUUUUUAAAGUAGUAAGAGUUUGAAGUGUCUGCCGAAAGGAAAUAUGUGUCAUGGAUGACAAAGAUCCAGCUAUCUUAACGAGAAUCAGGUGUGUGUGCGUGUGUGUGUGUGUGUGUAGGUGUGUCAAAUUUGUUUUUAUGUCUCCGUUCCUUAUUUCCCUUUUACAUUUGUUUGCUGCUUCUCUUUUGUAAUUCAGAUGUCUGUAUAUGACUUGACAUGAUUUAUACGAACAUGGUCGCCAUGAUUGUAACGAGUGUGUGUAAAUGUGUGUGUGUUGCAUCAAAUGACAUUAAUCAAAGACCUUGAUUAGUACUGUUCUGCUCAUGAUAGUUUGUCCCUUUUUGUCUAGCAGCUCACCCAAGUGGUUCGGACAAUGUCUUUUACAGUUUAAAAGCAGGUGCACCAAAGACACAUUUUCUUUGUGUAUGUCAUACACAACGCUUUGUUGUUACAAACAUCAUACAGCAAUACUGUAAAUUCCUUGUGCUCUGAGUCUUGUGUGAUGGCCAGAGGUGUGGGUCGACACGUUCAGAUGGACAUUAAAAAUGUCUUUUCUAUGCCUAAAGUUGUUUUUAUCCAAGCAAAAGCUGUAUCAUAUUCUUGGGUUAAGAUGUGUGUGCGACUGGUUGUAACAAAGUAUAGACAGGUUUAUGAAACCAAAGAAGGAAAGCCAUAUGUAAACACAUGAUCAGGGCACUGAUGUGUGAGCCCUGCUGUAAAGAUGACAUGUUUCUUCCUCAUACACAUAAUGGACACAGUGAUCUGCAUAUUAACCGUCUGCACUGUUCUUUCUGCAUGGUUUCUUUCUCAGCUACUGGCACCAUUUUACAAAGUUAAAAAUCAUUGUUCUUGUCUUUCAGAGUGGUUUAUAAAGGUGUAUAAAGGUACUGAACUUGUAUUUACUUCAGAGAUAGCCCUAUAUUUGACAGAGGGAUGUAUCCCAUAUGCAGAAGAAGAAGGGGUGGUGAUGUAGGUGAUGCUGCUGUGAACUUACAGAAUGAGGGUGAGCACAGUUUCAGCCUUAACAAAUAGCUAGACCUGUAAUCAAGAGGCCUUUCCUGUCAUUGCAAGCUUGUGUCGUGUCGGUCACGUUGCCCGGUGUUUGAUGUAAGUGAAAGUCCCUCCCCCGUCUUUUCUCUCCUGUAAAGUUGUUUCUCAAAGGUGCUUCUGCAGUCUGUAUGGUAUGAUUGUCCUCCUUUCAGCAAGCGAUGUUUGUGUGUAUGAAAGAUACACCUAUGUCUACAGUGUAACAAUGCAGGUCUAAUUUAUGUAAAUAUGUUUUAAAAUAUGUACAAUAUUUAAAUAAAGAAUCUAGUAUUUAUA